Molecule: messenger RNA, 1363 nt
Organism: Brassica oleracea var. oleracea
Lineage: Eukaryota; Viridiplantae; Streptophyta; Magnoliopsida; Brassicales; Brassicaceae
Product: flavonol synthase/flavanone 3-hydroxylase-like
Exons: 3
Coding region: 80-1234 (384 amino acids)
Source: RefSeq, a predicted model, not a curated record
CCACCAUUUACCCUCCUUUAAAACUCCAACCAUCAAUCUAAUUUUUUGUUAUUUCUCACAAAUCCUCUAAACGUCUCGUAUGAGCAAGAGAAAUCGAUCAAAACAAAACAAAAAGAUGAACAAGAACAAGAAGGAUGUGAAGAUCGAGACAGAGAAAAGCUCAAUGAUGGACGAGUGGCCUGAGCCAAUCGUCAGAGUCCAGUCCUUAGCCGAAAGCAACCUCUCCACUCUCCCCGACCGCUACAUCAAACCAGCCUCUCAACGCCCUACCAUGACCGAGGACGCUCCUGCAGCGACCAACAUACCAAUCAUAGACCUUGAAGGACUGUUCUCGGAAGAUGGGUCGUCGGAUGACGUCAUCAUGGCUAAGAUAUCGGAGGCUUGCCGUGAGUGGGGAUUCUUCCAGGUGGUGAACCACGGUGUGAGGCCGGAGCUGAUGGACGCGGCUAGAGAGAAUUGGAGAGAGUUUUUCCACUUGCCGGUCAAUGCUAAAGAGACAUAUUCGAACUCACCAAGGACCUAUGAAGGCUAUGGAAGUAGGUUAGGAGUUGAGAAAGGAGCCAUUCUUGAUUGGAGUGAUUAUUAUUAUCUUCAUCAUCUUCCUCCUCAUUUGAAAGAUUUCAAUAAGUGGCCUUCUUCGCCUCCCACCAUUAGAGAAGUGAUCGAUGAAUAUGGCAAGGAAGUAGUACAAUUAUGCGAGAGGAUUAUGAGGGUAUUAUCGUCAAAUUUGGGACUCGACAAAGAUAAGUUUCAAGAAGCUUUUGGAGGUAAAAACAUUGGAGCAUGUUUGAGGGUUAAUUACUACCCAAAAUGCCCUCGACCGGAGCUGGCUCUCGGUCUCUCUUCUCAUUCUGAUCCUGGAGGUAUGACCAUUCUUUUACCAGACGAUCAAGUCUUUGGUCUCCAGGUCCGCAAAGAUAAUACAUGGAUCACUGUCAAGCCUCAUCCCCAUGCUUUCAUUGUCAAUAUUGGUGAUCAAAUCCAGAUUCUAAGCAACUCAACAUACAAGAGUGUGGAGCAUAGAGUGAUAGUGAACUCAGAGAGAGAGAGAGUUUCACUUGCUUUCUUCUACAAUCCUAAAAGCGAUAUUCCUAUCCAACCAUUACAAGAACUUGUAUCCACUCAUAAUCCUCCUUUAUAUCCUCCAAUGACCUUUGAUCAAUAUAGACUCUUUAUCAGAACUCAAGGUCCACGAGGAAAAUCCCAUGUUGAAUCUCAUGUUUCUCCUCGUUAACUGUUUUCUCUUCACACAAAGAAGAUUUGAUGUUUUAAAAAUCUGACUUGUAUAUGUGUUUUUUUUUUUUUUUAGUUCUCACAGGAUCUGAUUUACCUUCAAGCAAAUAACCAUUGAAUGAUAUAAAUA